Molecule: messenger RNA, 1260 nt
Organism: Sphenostylis stenocarpa
Lineage: Eukaryota; Viridiplantae; Streptophyta; Magnoliopsida; Fabales; Fabaceae
Source: the annotation of a GenBank genome assembly
AUGUGCACGUGGCAUUCGCAGAGGCCAAGGUUGGUAUACACAUGUAAAAAUGUUAUCUCACUUCUACUCCCCCAUUCAUAUAUCUUUGCUUUUCGCAACUCCCUUACCAGCCAGCCCCCCUUUCUCUCCUUCACGACAACCUCGCUCCGAACCUUACAUCACACCCCUACCCGAACCUCCGCUUCGGAUCCUAAUCCCUCCCCCAUGGGAACCGAGGGUUACACUUACCUGGGACGCAAUUUCAGCCAACUCAGCAUCGACGAUGCUUCCUCUUCCUCCGCCUUCAGCGACUGCAAUAGUGACAGAUCUGGCGAAUUCGCCACCGCUUCUUCGCAAACACGCCGCUUCCUCAUCACCUGCGCCACUGAAAACUCCGACGACUUGAUCCGUCAACUCGUCGCCGAUCUCCACUCUGCCUCCCUCGACGCUCAGAAACAAGCCGCCAUGGAAAUCCGAUUGCUCGCCAAGAACAAGCCAGAGAAUCGCCUCACAAUCGCCAAAGCCGGUGCAAUCAAACCGCUGAUUGCUCUCAUUUCCUCGCCGGACCUCCAGCUCCAAGAGUACGGCGUUACAGCGAUUUUGAAUCUCUCGCUCUGCGACGAGAACAAGGAGGUGAUUGCCUCCGCCGGCGCUAUUAAGCCGUUGGUUCGCGCGCUCAGCACGGGAACCGCGACGGCGAAGGAGAACGCGGCGUGCGCGCUGCUGCGGCUGUCACAGGUGGAGGAGAACAAGGCUGCGAUCGGGCGGUCCGGCGCGAUUCCUCCGCUGGUGAACCUUCUAGGGAGCGGCGGGUUCCGCGCGAAGAAGGACGCGUCGACGGCGCUGUACUCGCUGUGCACAGUGAAGGAGAACAAGCUGAGGGCGGUGAAGGCGGGGAUUAUGAAGGUGCUGGUGGAGCUUAUGGCGGACUUCGAGUCGAACAUGGUGGACAAGUCGGCGUACGUGGUGAGCGUGCUGGUGGCGGUGCCUGAGGCGAGGGCGGCGUUGGUGGAAGAAGGCGGCGUGCCAGUGCUGGUAGAGAUUGUUGAGGUUGGAACGCAGAGACAGAAGGAAAUCUCCGUGGUUAUUCUGUUGCAGGUGUGCGAGGAUAGCGUGACGUACCGCACUAUGGUGGCUCGCGAAGGUGCGAUUCCUCCUUUGGUGGCUUUGUCUCAGUCCGGCACCAAUCGCGCGAAGCAAAAGGCGGAGAAACUAAUUGAGCUUCUUCGGCAACCAAGAUCCAGCAACGGCGGUGGUCGUACGACAGAAGUGGCGGCUUAA